Molecule: messenger RNA, 741 nt
Organism: Orbilia oligospora ATCC 24927
Lineage: Eukaryota; Fungi; Ascomycota; Orbiliomycetes; Orbiliales; Orbiliaceae
Exons: 2
Coding region: 1-741 (246 amino acids)
Molecular function (GO): protein binding
Source: RefSeq, a predicted model, not a curated record
AUGGCCAAGUCCACAAUCACAGACUUCAUCUUCUCCUGGACAAGACAGCCUCCGGCUCCAACGCCAAGAGCACGGCAGAAUCUCGACGUGGAUAUACAUCAUGUUGAUAGAGCACUAGCAAAAGCAGGAGGGAUGAUGGUAUGGGGUACCCCUUACAAAAAAAAAGAAUCGGAUCUCACGGUUCUAGUCGGUGAAGAGGAAAAGAAGUUUGAAGUUCACACCCGGUUGUUUGCUGCGAAAUCGAAGUUCUUCAAGGCUGCGUGCUCGACGUCGCAUUUUCGAGAAGGCGUGGAACAUUUGGUCAGAUUACCGGAAAUAGAUGCGGAAAGUAUGAAGAGGAUAGUAGCAUGGUUUUAUGAUUCACGUUUAACUCUACCGACGGAUAUUUUCUCGGAUGAGGGUUAUGAAAUAACUUUGAAUCUACUAAAUGCAGCGGACUUUUUGGAAAUUCCAAUUGUGAUCAGUAUCAUCACGAAGGCAACACAAAACUAUAUUUGGAAAUGCAACAGUUGGAAGGAGGAUGCGGAAGAGGCUGCGGCGGAUGAACAAAAGAAAGUGGAUUUGAUGUGUAGGCUUUACGAAUGUGGUGGAAAAAUCGAUGCGAUACAGUUGAAUGCUUAUUUGAAGAAUUUGAGGGACUCGCAUAAGAUGGGGCUCUUUAUCAAUGCCGUUAAGGAGGUUGAGGAUUGUCAUCCGGGAUUUUUCAAUGAUACCAUGGUAGCUGUCUAUUCGACCGUGUAG